UCUCGCCUCUCCUUGCCACGCGCAUGCGCCGAGCGGCUUCUCAAUGGAAGCCGGGAUUCAGUGCGCUCCGGUCAGCGCAGCUCUGUGGAUGUGGGCCGCAGCCGAAGGAGCCGAGUAGGGGCUGCAGCCGUGGAGAGCGGCGUUUUCCUCGUCACUGGGUCGUCCGACGGCCGCAUCGCGUUGCGCGUGAUCGGCGUUGUUCUUUCGUUUGUUCGCUUCUUCAGCGAAGGAUGUUGUCGCCGUCUUGUGCUCGUCGACAGUGAUCUCAGCCAGUGGUGUCCACCGUUCGGAACGCCGAGAGAAGGAUUCCCCCGCCGACCCAUGCACUUACUCUGAGGUGGGGGCCUGUUGGCAGCGGGACGGGCCGUUGUGUUUCCGUCCGGUGUCGGAAUCACGCGUACUUGUCGACGGCUCCGUGCGUCGGCCUCUUUUUCCCACGGGUUCGCCGCCUCUUCUUCCUGUCGCCGGCUCUUUCUGCAGCGGCUCCGUUCCUCGGAUUAUCUUUCCUGCAUUUCCGGACGUACACUGCGGUGCAUUCUGAAAGUGUCCCAAAGCAUUGCUGGCUUCUCUCCUUCCUGUGCUCGUCUCGGCAUCAUCCGGUGAAGUUCGAAAGGUCUACAACCUGGAUUCAUAAACCGAUGCCAAGAAACUGUUCUUGACGCAACAAGCGCCGAUCGCCACUACCGUGCUUCAUCGGGAAGGCUCUUCGCCUGUCAGGCCAUGCCAGGAUAACUGGCUGUGACGACCUCUAUUCGCACCAUAAACGUGUGUCGCCUUUACGGUGAGAGGAGAGUGACGAUGGAAGGAGGACAGCGCUUACCGACGAGUCGCACGUGAUGUCUCCGGCCGCAGCCAUGUGGUGCGCAGCGCUGGCCUUGCUGCUGUGUGCCGCGGCAGCCGCUGGUCUCGAGUCUCCGUCGGGCGGGGCCACCUCGUCGUCGGGUCAUUGUCCCAGCGCUUGCACAUGCAAGUGGAAAGGCGGCAAGCACACAGCCGAGUGCGUCAGCCAGGGUCUCUUCUCCGUGCCUGUGGGUCUGCCCCAAGGAUUGCAGGUGAUCCACCUUGAACGGAACAACUUCCACUCGCUGCCCGGCCGCACGUUCCAGGAGCGUGGCUUGGUCGACCUUCAGCGGGUGUUCCUCUCUCAGUGUCGACUCGGACGCGUGGCGCGGGACGCCUUCCAGCAGCUCACCAACCUCGUUGAACUGGACCUCAGCUGGAACUUGCUCACGGCCGUGCCCAGUGCCGCGCUGCGGGGUGUGCCCCACCUGCGCCGGCUGCAGCUGAGCGGCAACCCGAUCGCACAGCUCGACAACGGCAGCUUCGUGGGCCUCCAGCACUUGACGUACCUUCACCUGUCGCGGUGCCAACUGCGAUCAAUUGAGCCCGGCGCACUCGACGUGCCAGCACUGGAGUUUCUGUUGCUCGACUACAAUCGACUCACGACACUGCCAGCUCAAGCGGUGUCCCCACUUCCGAGACUCUCCACGUUGCAUCUGCAGGGCAACCCGUGGCAAUGCGACUGCCGACUGAGCAGCCUGCGGCGAUGGAUGCGCACCCGCAACAUCCCGCUGGGAGAGCCGCCGCGCUGCGCGGGUCCACCGCGGCUCGAGUCGGCCUCGUGGGACGAGCUCGCGCUCGAGCAGUUCGCCUGCCCGCCUCAGGUGCACGCCGAUUCUCUGGUCAGCGUCCAAGAAGGACGCAAUGCCACGCUCGUCUGCCGAGUCCGUGCAGACCCGCCCGCUGUGCUCAGAUGGGAGGCGGCUGACUGGGGUGCCAACGCCUGGAACUCGACGGACGGCACGUCGGGUCCGGACUUGGACUCGACCCGCUUCCAAGUGCAGCGUGAAGCAGAGCGGGCCGUUCAGCUGAGCUGGCUUUCCGUGGCUCACGCGGGUCCCUACGACGCGGGCGUCUACAUCUGCGUCGCCGAGAACCGCGCCGGACUGCGGGCUGCCAACACGACGCUGGCCGUUGUGCAGGCGCCACCGGUGGCCGGCGGCCUUUCGCGCACCUACAAGGUGGUCAUCGUGCUGGCCAGCUUCCUGGCGCUGGUCAUACUGGCUCUCAUACUGUGCUUCGUCGUGGCUCGGCAGAGGGCUCUGGCUGCCUCUAGGGCCAAGUUUCCAGGCAUGCUCAAGCAGCUGGCGCGCAAGGCAGACCUGGUCGAAGUGGCAACGCCGAGCGACACGAAGGCAGCCCAGCUGGCCGCCAUGCAACAGCAGUCGCCACAGGACGGCUCGGCGCAGUCACCCGGAGACCGGACGACGCCCGACCUGGUUCACGGCAAGAGCGGCGCGGGGCUCGACUAUUCCAGGCAGCCCAACGGAUACGGGCCCAUCGGCAACGGCUAUGCCAAUCCAGCCGACCCCUGUUACGGCCAGUUCGCGCUGCCCGACCGGUACCUCGAAGAGCCACCCGAACCACCGUACAGGCACGACCUCUACUCGCCGCCGGAACCCUCAGCGGCAGCCGCACAGUGGAGGGUAGUCGAACCCACGGCGACUUCUUGGAAGCGCAACUGCAGUAGUGCACCUCCGGUCGCGGCCUGCGUCGCGGUCGGCGGUGAUACCCGAUACUCUCCAGACGAAGGGUACGGCGAAGGAAACUACGAAGGCACUGAAGUGUGAACGAUAUUUGAGAUGUAGGAUUGAAAAAAAAAACGCUAACCGACAGACCACGAAGGGCAAGACGUCGGGCUCCACAGAAGUCUUUUUUUUUAAAUCAAGGCGGGAUGUUGCCUGGAACGACAAGGGCACGCCCGUUUAGUCCCCGGUACCAUCGGGACCUAAAUGCACAACGGUAAUAAGAAAUGACAGAAAUGAAGCUAUUGAGAACGUCUGACGAAUAACGCUGUGCGUUUCACGUGGAACGAGCUGGCAUCGUCUCCCUUGCAGGACAAGAAGCCAGCACUCGGCUGUUAUGCUCGAACGAUGGAAACAUUUUUGUGACAACGAACUGCUGCCAAAAAGGUGUAGAGAUCUAUUUUUCACUGCGCGAAAGAAAUGGCAGGACCAGCGACUGUGGCUGAAGAAUAGAACACCUCGCAAAAGUAUGGCGAGCUGAGUAACUAAGUUCGAGUGCUUAAAGAAGAGUUUUCGGGCUUACUUGAAAGAACGGCUUCUCUCGCUUUGUGUGUACAGUGUUCUUGAGUCCCUAAUGUUUCCAGCGAUAUUUCAUUGUUCUUGUUUCCUUAUCCUGUGUUCCUUUCGUCUCAUGUGCAACGGCAAGUCAGUGCAGUAGCAGUGGAAAAUACCCGGAGUGUGUGACCCUUCGCGAGUGAUUUUCUUUUUCAACUUUUCAAGACUGGAAAAAAAAACUGUUUUUGUGAUUUUCGCAACGAAUACUAAUUUAUGAGUGACUUAUCUUCAAAACGCGCUUCAUCAUUUCGUGUUUGGACAUUCGUGAAGAAACUGUUUGUGUUUCACAGACACAAGACUCGGUCGCGAGUGAAUGAUGAAUCCCAUGGUGACUUGUGGUUCACUGAACACGGUUCCUAACAUGCCCUCCAGAUGGGGCGAGCUGUAAUUAUAGAAGACAAUAUGCGAGUCACCUGGGACUAACGCAUGCACAGCGCUUGCCCGUCCACAAAACGCCGCUAACUGCUCUGCGUUCACACCAAGGCUGCAGAGAUCUAACGCAUACCAGAACAAAGUGGCGACGACAAGCUGAGCAACAAAUGUGGCGCCUUGCAGUGAGUCGCGGGCUGAACUUUUGCUUCAGUGUCCACGAGAACACUUCGGUGAAUCCUUAUACAUACACUUAUACAUACAUAUAUAUAUUAUUUCAUGUGAAGACAAGCGCUCUUGUACAUAUUUAUUACCAAAUGUUUGUUGUGACAGUGAAACUUCCGAAGGCCUCACAAUGAAGGCCAAUAAAGCUGUUGUGCCAGACGC
Molecule: messenger RNA, 3896 nt
Organism: Rhipicephalus microplus (southern cattle tick)
Lineage: Eukaryota; Metazoa; Arthropoda; Arachnida; Ixodida; Ixodidae
Molecular function (GO): protein binding
Source: RefSeq, a predicted model, not a curated record